ACAUUCUUUGCAAAUUUGCAACUAGCUGUAGCCUGCGUGGUUUUGUGCACCAUGGCCAUGGCUGAGAAGGGGUCGGCAGCGAGGAAGGCCGGGCUGAUCACCAAGACGCUGGACCGGUGCCGUAGCACCACAACGAGGAACAAGCCAGCGGAGGGAUGCUUCUCGGUGUACGUCGGCGCAGACAAACAACGGUACGUGGUGCGGACGGAGUGCCUGAACCACCCGUUGUUCCAGGCGCUGCUGGAGGAGGCCGAGGAGGCAUUUGGGUACGCAGAUGCAGGGCCCCUCGAGCUGCCCUGCAACACCGAGGCAUUCACCAAGGUGCUAGAGAAGAUCGAGAAGGAGAAGCAGAUGGCUGUGGGGAGGAGGCACGGCCUCCCUAGGGGGAACUCCUAUCAGUUACUUGGCACUGGCUGGCCUAUGAUUGUCGGCCGGUCGUAACAUUUGUGUUUGGAUUGGAUGAUGCCGAGUUGAUGAGCUCUGAGUUUCUGUUGAGCUCCUAUUCUCAUAUAAUCAUGUACGCAGUUGAAAGCAACCUUAGCUCCCAAGUAUGGUAAACAACAUCACCAUAGACCAGGCAAUGUUAGAUAUUUUUCUUCUUUUACCCUUUUUCCUAUUUCUGUGAGAAGGCAAUGUUAGAUGUUAAUGUGUAUUCCCCUCCUAGGUUGUACUGGUAAUUGUAUGUGAAAGUGGUAUACAGAUACACUAUAGAAUUUUGCAAGUUUUGUGAUGACUAUAUACUGCGUAAUAUCAUAAUUCCAAAGUAGAAUCGCCCACUUCAAUUCAUCUCACACAGAUUGCAAGUUGGAGUGUCCGUGUUUCUACAAUGUUUUAGAAAAAAG
This is a messenger RNA of Aegilops tauschii subsp. strangulata, 842 nucleotides long. RefSeq names its product auxin-responsive protein SAUR20-like. Lineage: Eukaryota; Viridiplantae; Streptophyta; Magnoliopsida; Poales; Poaceae. Gene Ontology annotation, biological process: response to auxin. The record is from RefSeq and is a predicted model, not a curated record.